Messenger RNA from Polypterus senegalus (gray bichir), 2565 nucleotides. It is a transcript of the gene trappc2l, whose product is annotated as trafficking protein particle complex subunit 2L. Gene Ontology annotation, biological process: endoplasmic reticulum to Golgi vesicle-mediated transport. Gene Ontology annotation, cellular component: TRAPP complex; cytoplasm; nucleus. NCBI's taxonomy places the organism in Eukaryota, Metazoa, Chordata, Cladistia, Polypteriformes, Polypteridae. The coding region runs from base 167 to 496 and encodes 109 amino acids. The record is from RefSeq and is a predicted model, not a curated record. The transcript has 5 exons.
UUUAAUUCGUUCCGAAGGCUUUUUACUGGCAUAAGAAUGAAUAAGUCAAGCUGUCCGAAACAGGCAGGAGUUUAGACGUACGGUACCAGUUUCUCGUGUUAGUAACGUGAAUUAUCCCUUAUACAUCCGGAGUAUUCCAGCGGAGAAUAAACUGAAAUUCCAUUACAUGGUUCACACAUCUUUAGAUGUGGUGGAAGAAAAGAUAUCUACUGUAGGAAAAGCAUUAGUCGACCAGCGAGAAUUAUACCUGGGUCUGUUAUAUCCAACUGAGGAUUAUAAGGUAUAUGGUUAUGUGACCAACUCCAAGGUAAAAUUUGUCAUUGUAGUGGAUUCUUCUAACACAGCACUGAGAGACAAUGAGAUUCGGAGUAUGUUUAGAAAGCUUCACAAUUCAUAUACGGAUGUUAUGUGUAAUCCUUUCUAUAAUCCCGGAGACACCAUUCAAUCAAAGUCUUUCGAUACAAUGGUAUCAGGGAUGAUGCUGCAGGCAUGUUAAAAUAGUCUUCUAAACAAUCUCUUGUACAUAGUUGUUAUUGUAUAUUGAUGUUUAUCAAAAAAUAUUUCUGCCAAACUUUUCCAAGUAGUGUUUGUGUGAAAAUUCCAUUUUCAGUUCCGAUAUUAUGGCCUUUGUCCUACCAUAGACCAUAUUCAGAGCACAGGUAGUUGGUCAAAAAUCAAACAUGGUGUGACAAAUAAAAAAAAAGUCUAAAUACAAGAGUACAGCAGAAGUGAAUGAAGUGUCUGGUAGUGGACCCUUUCAGUACAACACAUACAGUACUAUGUUGGUAAUUGUAAUGCUGUAUUGUUAAAUUACAGCAGGUGCAUUAACAAUGAAUGACAUACACUGUAUACCUGCAUUUUUAAUCAGGUUUCUGAACCAUUUCUUCCCAGUUACAGAAAGUAAUUGCUCAUCUUAAUAGCAAUCACUGAUGGCAUGCUACUCUUUGAGGGCCCCCUCAUAUCGGGGCCAUUUUUUUUUUUAGCAAUGUCAGGCCACCUACCAUGUACAUCUUUGGGAUACAUCUGGAGUAUUGAGAGGGCUAAUAAUGCAAAGAAGAGCAUCGAAGUGCCACACAGUGGUAGAACCAAGUAUAUCUGUGUUUGAACCACCCAUUUAAUUAAGAGGACGGUUAUAUGAAGUCACGCAACCCCAAUGUCCUAACCUACCACCUGAUCUUGUUCCUGAAGUUUGUACUGGAGGUUAACAACUACCAUUUAUUUACAUAUACUGAAAUUAGCAACACAUACAAGACCUAGGAUUAUGGUGAUGAUCAAGGGUGAAAUCUGUAAAACAGAUAUAGAAACAGGUUUGACUCAUUGCUUAUAUUUGGGAUUAAUGCUGUACUUGUUUUAACUGUUUAAAAAAAAAAAAAAAGUCAUUUUUAUACAAGUGUUCCCAAAAAUAUUUAAAUCAUUCCAUACAUUAUACCAUAAAUAAAUACUUUACUGGUCGCACUAUCCCAUUAACUUUUCUAACUUAAUCUUUACUUGGGGCUUGCAGAAAAAGAUUAACAAAAAAAAUUUAGUACAUUCUAUAUUGUGUGCUUAAUGUGAAGAAAAACAAACUGAAUUCAUAUCAAUAUUACGACCCCUGAAUGCCAAUAACACAUUUAAAAACUGCCCCUUUGUCAACAGAACGAUCGAAACAAAGAACAGAAAAACUGCAUUCAUUUCAAACACUCAAAAUAUGCCUAGAAAUGGAGUGAAAUUAAGCCAUUUUAAAACUGAAGUAUGAAUCUGUUAAUAUAGGACAUUACUUGACCCUAAAGAGAACUGCAUUUUAGGCCCUCUAACAGGUUAGGUUAUAUACAUAUUUGACUGUGGCUUUAUUUACACUCCCCCAAACCCCCCAUCCCAGUUACAUGCAAUAGAAAAUUGGAUUUGCUAUCCCAUUUAAAAAAAAAAAAAAAAACCCAACAUACCAAAAAAACACAACCAUCUAUAUAUAGAUCUCUCUCUAAUCCAUAUAUCUAUGAAGAAAGUGUUCCAUUAACCAAUUUUUUUUUUUACAUUUAAAUCAUAUUCUAGUUUUAAAAGAUCAAAACUUACUGUGCAUGAACUUGUGUAUAAAUGUUAAUACAUUUGUAUCUGCCUUUAAUUAUUGUAACAACAUUCUCAAAUCCAGUUAGUCUUGCAACAGCAUAAAAGUUAAAGCUUGGCAGUAAAUCUUAACUUUAAACUCAUAAGGCCGAGAUCCUUAGCCAAAAUUUCUGAAUGCUGUACCCAUCACAAGGUAAACUGAUUUAACAAAAUAAACUGGCAAAAAUGUCCAUAUACAAGUUACUACAGGUGUGUAUGGGUUGGGGAGAAUUUUAUGCCAGUCAAAUCAAAACAAUGUUUUUUCUUAAGUUGUAAAUAUAAAAAAACUUUUCCUUAUCCAAAACAUGAGACUUUGUUAAAGAUACAAUACAGAAGAUCUGUGUAAGCUAGCAGCCCUUCAAUGAGAAGUUUCUAAAGUUGCACCAAACAGUGAAUCUUCCACAUAAUGAAUCAUAGUCAAUAUGUAAAAUAAAACUGAUGUAUUUUAUUUACUUAUUGCUUCUUUUCUUAAGGGGGAAAAAAAAA